This is a messenger RNA of Komagataella phaffii GS115, 3612 nucleotides long. Its product is annotated as One of 10 subunits of the transport protein particle (TRAPP) complex of the cis-Golgi. The transcript has a single exon. The record is from RefSeq and is a predicted model, not a curated record. Gene Ontology annotation, biological process: intra-Golgi vesicle-mediated transport; early endosome to Golgi transport. Bases 1 to 3612 code for a protein of 1203 amino acids. Lineage: Eukaryota; Fungi; Ascomycota; Pichiomycetes; Pichiales; Pichiaceae. Gene Ontology annotation, cellular component: TRAPPII protein complex.
AUGGAUUGCAAGAUUAAGAUCGGUGUUUAUGACCCUCUUGGCUGCAGCGAGCACUGGGAAGAGAUGCUCAUGUCGAAGCAGCCUUUGACAAAUUUGCAUUGGAAACUGGGGCCUCAAAGCGUGUUGAAAUCACUUCCACCAUUGCAUCUGGACAUCGUGAAAGAGGUCCCAAUUUCCAUAAAGAACAUCAACCCUAGUACUAUACAGGAAGAUAAUGACCAGUACUUUCAUUCCGUUUUAUUGGAAACUAAAAAUACGGCCAGUGUGCCCGUGAAGAUCAUGAUCGUUGGAAGCGACAGCUUGGAUGACUAUCGUUCCAGGAUAAGGCCUCUGGUCAAGGAGUGGUUAAAAGCAGAAGUGCAUUCAAAAAUAAUAAAGCCUAAGUGGCAAAUUGUCUUCUAUAUAGACGCGUCUACGAAAGACAGAACUUCCAUUUUUCAAAAGUUAAAAACUGAUUUUGGAGGAGACAUUGAGGAAACUGUUGAGAGGUGCAUUAAGUUGAAAGAAAAAUAUGCCACAAAACAGGAAGAGACUGAGAGCUGGACUUCAUUUGUAUCUGGACUUAAAGAUAUGAUAUUACAGCAUUUUACGUUUAAAUUGCAGUUCCUAGAAGGUAUUCUGCAGAAAAUAAACCUGAAAAGGAAUCUUGCAAAUCCAAUAUAUCCAUUAGCAUUUAGACAAUUGAUCGCAACCACAUACAAAGAUAUGUCAUUGUUUAACGACUCGUUGGCAAGCUAUGAGAUACUGAGAAAAAACUUUGAAAAUUUGUUGGCAAAGAAGGAGUUUGUUUGUGAAAAUAAUGUUGAAUGGGCGCAAGAUAUAGAUGGAUUUUUUUCCAAGUAUCAGGAAUUAAACCUUAUUGAUGAGUUAUUGAAGAAAACAGUUACCAAGUAUACGUUUCACACUUCAGUUUUCCUGCAAGAGUUUGACUUGUACCUUCAAUUGAUAAAGCUUCCCGCAACAUUAACGUCUUCGAAGGCCCGGCUUACUACAGAAAUGUUCAAACGAUUUAAAUCUUUCAUGACAACAAUACUAGCAAUAUCGUCAGAAUCAGAGGAGUUGCAAAACUAUGAAAUGGUUUAUAGAUUGAUAGACAUAUUCUUGAGUCAUCCUGAAAUUUUGUCAUUAACGGAGUUGGCUUUCAAACACAUCAAUACCGAUGAUGUUCAAGAUUUAUCUGAUUUUCCUCAAGUGAUUGAGUUAUGUGGAGAAUUAAGAUUGUAUCAAAGAACCAAUUUUAAGAAACUGGGCGAAGCAUUCAAUUACCAUGUUGCAGAUAUCCCUCUGCGGGAUGUUCACCCUACUAAUUACAAGAUUCGAUCAGCAGUUUUAAAGCAGUUUUUUUCCUCUGAAGAAUCUUUCCAAAAUCAUUUCAUUGAGCUCACAGAGCUCACCAUCCAGCAUUUUAUUGACUGUAAUAAUCGAAGACGGACUGCUGACACCUUGACCACAGAACUGGCCAUAAUGGCCUACGAAAAAGGUGACUAUGAGAAAACCCGAACUAUCAUUCAUGAUGCAAUUUACUAUUUUAAGGAACAGGGUUGGAAUUUUGUAAGCGGAUACGCCUUGAAAGUGUACAUCGAUUGUUUGCACAAGACAAAUGAGAAAGACAGUUUGUUGUUUUUGGGCUCAUAUCUUCAGUUGUUUGCCACCAACUCCUUAGCACCGUCGCAAGCAGACCAAUGCGUGAAAGAAGUUAAGAAGCGAAUUGACAAUGUUCCAGAAACUGAAUAUGAUUUGACAAAUUUUUGUUCCGUUUCAGUUGGUACUAAUCAAAUAGUUAACACUGUUGACACGUAUUCCAUUGAGAUAACGUUGUAUAACACCGUCCAGUCUGAAAAUGAGCGGCUAGUAUUUGAUAAGAUGUCACUGCAUCUUGAGUCCAACGAUGGAAAGAAAAGACUUGCUUUUGAGAUUGAUUCUGUGGAGCUGAAAAACGAUAAGAUUUUACUCACCAGUAGGCAGAUUAUCAAUGAUGAGUUUGUUGUUAAGAAGCUGAUCUGUUACAUGGGAAAACUCAAGUUUGUCAAAUCGUUUAGUGAUUGGUUUUCCACUAGUCGCAUUCUGCUAUAUCAACAGUUGACCACAAACGAUCUUCAAACGAAGAAUACGAUAUUGUCAGUGGAUCUACCAACUACGAGAGAGCUGAAUAUGGAAAGAAUUCUUGUGAAUUGUUACACUGGAGAUCAGGAUAUUCAAAACCUUGUUUUUGACUUUACGGAAACAGAAAUUGACCAAACUUUGGAAGGAAUGAAAUUAGUGCACAAUGGCGAGGAAGUUUCUUUUGAGCUUCUGGAAAUUGCUGGCAGUCUCUUAAAACCGAUUCGUUUGAAUGGCACCAUCAAAAGGAAUAGUCACCUUGAGCUGUUUAUACCUUAUUCAAGAGUGGAAUAUGACACAAAAGUGUUGUUCAAUGUCACUUGCAGGUAUGAAUCAACCGAAGGUUUUGAAUUUAGCAACAGUUAUCAGAGAAAUCUUAACAUAUCGUUAUCGAUUGCUGUUUCUGUGCAGGAUCUAUUCAAGGACAGGUUUCUCUACUCCAAUUUCACAAUAGGCACCUCAACGCAAGAUAAAUAUCUAAUAAUUUCAGAUACAAAGUUCUAUUCUCCGGAUUCCAAAACCGAAACAGAUGCAACUUUCAGAAUAACCACAGGUUAUAUUCCAGAUUCUAUACUUGCAAGUUACGAGCAAAGAGUAUCUGUGUUUUACAUUCUCGAGCCAUUUGAGAAUUGUUCUGUUCAAAAUUUGUGUUUGAAAGUGACUUACAGAAGUAUCGAAUUGGAAUGUCGAAAGUACUCCAGAGCUCGGUUGACGCAAAUUUUGACUGAGGAAAAGUUACUCAACUACUUCUUUUUGGUGGAAUCUAUUUGUGAUGACUUAGAAUUUGAUGAAUUAACUUAUUACAACAAAAAGAUCGUAAAAUCAAAAUCAGUCCCUCAAUGGCAGGAUCAACUGAUGGCAGAAUUCCAGAAUAAAGACAAGAACCUUUUCAGAGCCGUUAAUCAUUUCUUGGACAUACUUGCUCACGGAAUAUAUGCCGACGAUCAUUCGGUAGUUUCAAUGGAACUUUUUAUUGAUGUUCCUAUGCCGUCGAUCGAUAUCUUACACGUUGUCGAUUUUGAGCCUAUAGAGCAAAAUGUGCAAGAUUUCAGGGUGGAAGAGCCUAUACAAUUCGCAUUAAAACUCAAGACGGAUACUAGAUGGUCCGAUAUGGACUUUGGAAAGCAAGAAAGUUGUUCAGAAUUAUCGAAUGAUGAUAAAGAAACGGUGGAUAAAACUACAGGGGAAGAGAAAAAAGUAGAAUUGAACAGAAAUAUAAAUAAAAAGUAUUGUUUUUCCUUGGAAGUCCAGGAUUCUGAUACUUGGUUGAUUAGCGGAAUUACCACAUUUACUUACGAGGUGGAUUUCUCCAGAGGGAAAAAUAUAACUACCUUUGAUGAAAUGCGAUUUGUUUUGAUACCCUUGAAGACCGGACAACUUUUGCUUCCCAAAGUCGAAAUCAAACAUGGAGACCCUGGUGAGUCUUUGAGAUAUGAGGUGGAUUACAAGAAUGGUUCCGAAAGUAUUUUGGUGGUUAGUGCGUCCAAAAACGCAACAACAGUCUCAUUUUGA